AUGACAUUGAACCAAAUUAAAAAGUUCGAACACGCCAACAGCAUCUCCAUCAACGUCUACACCACUGAAGAAAAGAAGGUUCUACCGAUACGGCUCGCCACACGGAAGAUGGAGAGACAUGUCAAUUUGCUGUAUUUAGAAGGAGCAAACGGCGUGGGACAUUUCGUGUGGAUCAAAAACUUGUCUCGCCUCGUGAGCUCAUAAUUGAGUAAACAUAAACGCAGAAAAUACUUUUACGACAGAUGUUUGCACUACUUUAGUUCGAGUGAGAAGCGGGAAGCUCACACCGUAGAUUGCGAGAAGAUGAACGAAUGCGCAAUCGUAUUACCAGAUGAUGAAAGCAAGUGACUCAGCUUCGACAACUACAUCCGGAAAGAGCGACUUCCAUUUGUGGUGUACGCCGACCUUGAGUGCAUUCUGGAGAAAACUGAUCGAGAAGCACCAAGAUCCACAUACCAGCAUCAUAAAGUCUUUAGUAUUGCAUAUUAUGUUCAAUGCGCGUACGAUUCGUCCUUGUCGGUGUACCAAUGUCGUCGUGAUGCGAAUUGUGUUUCUUGGUUCGUCGAAGAAUUAAAGAAUUUGGCACAUUUUGUUAAAUCAAUUUUAUCAAAUAACAUACAAAUGGAUGAUUUAACGAGCGAACAGCAGGAGGAAUUUCGCAACGCAACACAUUGUCACAUUUGCGAAAAACCGUUUGGAGAAAACGAUACGAGGGUUCGCGAUCAUUGCCAUCUAACCGUUUUUCAUAAUUUGUCCGGUUACGAUUCGCAUUUUAUUAUCGAAGAAAUAGCUACAGCUUUCGAGGGUGCCGUCAGUGUAUUGCCGAUAACAAAAGAAAAUUCCUUGACGGGUGAUACAGUAUCGGAGAGCGAGUACGCGCACGCCGAGAAGAACGUGUGGACACAGUUUUUUAUUCAAACGCUGGGCGAGUAUAGCGAUUUCUAUUUGAAAACAGAUGUCUUGCUGUUGGCCGAUAUUUUUGAAAAUUUUCGUGAAAGCUGUAUCACAAGUUACGGACUCGAUCCCGCGUAUUAUUACACUCUGCCCGGUUUUACGUGGGACGCCAUGCUGAAGCAUACAAAAGUUAAUUUCGAAUUACUAACAGAUAUCGACAUGGUCCUCUUUAUCGAAUGCGGUAUACACGGCGGAUUAAGUCAAUGUUCAGGUAGAUACGCAAAAGUCAAUAAUAAGUACAUGCAGUCGUACGAUCCAUCGAAAGCAUCGUCAUACUUGAUGUACUUUGAUGUGAAUAAUCUGUACGGGUGGGCAAUGUGUCAACCAUUGCCAUAUGCAGAAUUUCGAUGGGUCGACAACGUCGCAAACUUUGACGUGUCUUCGAUUGCUGCCGAUUCGCCCACGGGUUACAUUCUAGAGGUUGAUCUAGUAUAUCCACACGUGCCAAACCACCUGGCAAAAGAGAGGGAAAGCUGCUCGCAACUCUAUACGAUAAGCAGCACUUCGUUAUCCACUAUCGUAAACUGCAACAAUGCACGCAACAUGGUAUUCGUAUUACAAAGAUACACCGCGUCCUCCAAUUCGCACGAUCACCCUGACCCCGCGAUUACAUCGAAUUAA
This is a messenger RNA of Hylaeus volcanicus, 1575 nucleotides long. RefSeq lists its product as uncharacterized. NCBI's taxonomy places the organism in Eukaryota, Metazoa, Arthropoda, Insecta, Hymenoptera, Colletidae. The transcript has 4 exons. The record is from RefSeq and is a predicted model, not a curated record.